GAGUUCCGGGGACCUGCGGGUAACAGACGCUCAGAUCCCGCUGCCCCGGAACGGCGGCAUCGGGAGCCUCCAGACUCCUACGGCUCGGCCACCAGCUGGCGUGUCCGCACCUCCGUGGGGCGGGGACACUGAGCGGAGGAAGGCGGGCCCCACAGGAUACCGGUGGGGAGGCGGUCGCUACUACGCAAGCGCGUAGUGCCGCCGGGCCCAGGCGCGCGCGGAGCGGAGACUUUGCGCAGGCGCGGGGAGCGGCGUGCGUAGGGACGGUGGGUCCGAGCCCGGCCGGCGAGAGGGGCCGAUCGUGCGCGGGCACCGCGAGGAGUUGGGGUUGGGGCGUUGCGGAGGUUGCUGCGGGCCUUGGGAGCACUCACCACAGCAGCCCGGGCGCUCCUGAGAUGGAGGUCCAGCGGGCCUUGGAGCGGCUGCACAUGACCAUUUUCUCCCAGAGUGUUUCUCCCUGUGGCAAGUUCUUAGCAGCAGGGAACAACUACGGGCAGAUUGCCAUCUUCAGUUUAUCAGCUGCUUUGAGCUCAGAGGCCAAAGAGGAAAGUAAGAAGCCAGUGGUGACCUUUGUAGCCCAUGAUGGCCCUGUGUACAGCUUGGUCUCAACAGACCGACAUCUGCUCAGUGCAGGGGAUGGUGAAGUGAAAGCCUGGCUUUGGGGAGAGAUUGUAAAGAAGGGCUGUAAGGAAGUAUGGAGCCGUCAUCCCCCAUACAGGCUGACCCCAUUUGCCCUUCUAAACAGGAGCAGCCUGGAAGUUCCUGAAAUCAAUGCUUUGCUGCUUAACCCUAAGGAGAAUUCCCUUCUCUUGGCAGGGGGUGACUGCCAGCUUCAUUCUAUGGAUCUGGAGACAGGGACAUUCACACGUGCACUUCGAGGUCACACUGAUUACAUUCAUUGUUUGGCCCUUCGGGAAAGGAGUCCUGAAGUGCUGUCUGGGAGUGAGGAUGGCACAGUGCGUCUUUGGGAUCUUCGUACAGGUGAGGAGGUUCAGACCAUUGAAGUUUACAGGCAUGAGGAGUGUGCUCGACCCCAGAAUGGGAAGUGGAUUGGAUGUUUAGCAACUGACUCAGAUUGGAUGGUAUGUGGAGGGGGCCCUGCUCUUACUCUUUGGCACCUUCGAUCUGCCACACCCACAACAGUGUUUCCACUUAGAGCCCCACAGAAGCAUGUAACCUUCUACCAAGACCUGAUCCUCUCAGCAGGGCAAGGACCAUGUGUGAACCAGUGGCAGCUGAGUGGGGAGCUGAAGGCCCAGGUACCUGGUUCCUCUCCCAGCCUGCUUAGUCUCAGCCUCAACCAGCAGCCUGCUGCACCAGAGUGCAAGGUCCUGACAGCUGCAGGAAAUAGCUGUAGGGUUGAUGUCUUCACUAACCUUGGAUACCGAGCUUUCUCCCUAUCUUUCUCCUGACCCUCCUCUCCAAACUUCCCCUCCCCACUUGUUAGGAUCUACUUUGUUAAUUAAAAAAAAAAGCCAUUUAGUCCA
Messenger RNA from Phascolarctos cinereus (koala), 1487 nucleotides. It is a transcript of the gene THOC6, whose product is annotated as THO complex subunit 6. Gene Ontology annotation, molecular function: protein binding. The record is from RefSeq and is a predicted model, not a curated record. NCBI's taxonomy places the organism in Eukaryota, Metazoa, Chordata, Mammalia, Diprotodontia, Phascolarctidae. Gene Ontology annotation, biological process: mRNA export from nucleus. Gene Ontology annotation, cellular component: THO complex; transcription export complex.